This is a messenger RNA of Racocetra fulgida, 198 nucleotides long. Lineage: Eukaryota; Fungi; Glomeromycota; Glomeromycetes; Diversisporales; Gigasporaceae. The record is from the annotation of a GenBank genome assembly.
CUAGAUUAGAAAAUGAAGAUAAAGUUUUAUUGGAAUUUGCUAAAUAUAUUAGUAAAACAGGUGAAUUUACAAGACCUCAUUUAUGGGGUGCUGUAAAAGAAAACCCUCAAAGUUGGUGGAAUUUAGUAAAAGCCAGAUAUCUGAUUCUUAGUUCUGUUGCUUUUAAAGUUCUUUCUAUUCCAGCAACCUCUGCUGCAA